UGAGAUGAUUCUAAAUGAAACCCCCACCGGUUGACGUGGCGGUGCUUUGGACCCACUACGGUACUACACAUAAGAACAAUUUCAAGAUAAAAGAAAAAAUUGCCAUGUGUUCACCCACCACUGAUCUCCUUUUGCCACCACAACAGAUACAGGGAUCAGUGUCUACAGCAGAGUGGACAGACGAGAAACACAGCAUGUUUCUUAACUCUAUGGAAGCAUCAUUUGUCCACCAAUUAUAUGACUUCAAGCAAACAUUCGCCUCAAUCACUAGACUCAAUGAGUCCCAUGAUUUAAAAACAAAUCCGUGGAUUCAGCACUACGGAUCUUCAAACAAACUAGGUGCUCCACAUGCUCCAAUUGUUCAUGCAGAGAUGUCGGAUCAGAACUUUGCCGAUGAAGAAGCUGAGGAGCAACAAAAGGAAAACAACAAAAGAGAUGUAAAAAGACUUAAAAGGACUUUGAUAAAUGAUGAUGCUGCUGCAGCAAUGAGAUACUGUAAAACAUAGUUUUAGUCGCUAUGGAUAUUGGAGAUGAGUGGGUUGAUAUCCAUUCAAAAUGUUGCUUCAGAUAUCCUUAACAAGUGUUGUAGAAUGUAGAGAUUAGAAUCGAGAGAAGCUAAGCUAAGCUUUUAAUGUGCAUGCUAGUAUUAGAAUCAUGAGAAAUUUAACUAUGAAUAUAUAUGCACACGCACUUAUGGUUA
Messenger RNA from Arachis duranensis, 700 nucleotides. RefSeq lists its product as uncharacterized. The record is from RefSeq and is a predicted model, not a curated record. Lineage: Eukaryota; Viridiplantae; Streptophyta; Magnoliopsida; Fabales; Fabaceae. The transcript has 4 exons. Bases 15 to 506 code for a protein of 163 amino acids. Gene Ontology annotation, biological process: response to cold; regulation of circadian rhythm.